GGCUUUUUUUACAUCUCUGGAAGAUGUAUGACAGAGCGGCUCGAAAUUUCACAUUCCAGCUAAAAACUGGAACUUCUUCUAAUGUUGGACCCGGAUCGUAUGACCCGAUAAUUUCUAAAUGUCAUGAAUACUAUAUUGGUUAUGCACCAUUCAACUCGUUGGCAGAGUGCAAACGUGAACUAACUUCAACAGAUGCUGUGGCUUAUCCAGCACCUUGGGAUUACAAACCGGAACAAAGCCAGUGUGAUAUUAAGGGUGGUUCUUCAGUCAGAAACCGGGACGUUCGCUUUCCUCCACUAAAACCUUUUGGUCCAGGGCCGAACGCUUAUAAUAUCACCUCCAAAUGGGGAUCAAAGUAUCCUGGACCCUGCGGACUGGCGAUUCCAGACACAAUGCUGCAAACACCGGAAGAGAUAGAAGCAGUGGAAAGAGCACAAGCCUUGUGCAAUCGAAUCAAUGUCAUCCGAUUCAGGGACGUUCCAAGCAUACCAUCUGGAAGUAAUGCUAAUGGUUAUCAGGAAGGCCCCGACGGGCGGCUACAACCACGCACGGGAAUUUAUAGGGAAAAUAUUCACGGAAAGUCGUUUUCUGAUCCAACACCUGCUGCCAAUUGUCUACGAUAUCAUGGCUGUGGCUGGUCAAAGUCCACAAGCCAGAGACCACCAUUGUUUAAACCCACACAUGAUGUCGGACCAGCUCAGUAUGAACCUUAUCCAGAUUUCUGGGAAAAACUAAUCAAACAGGCUCGUGAGCGCGACGCAGUUAAUCUUCAAAAUCCAUUGAAGGUACCUCGGUUCGUCGAAAAAGUCAUGCGUGAGGUCAAGCGAUUGGAUUUUCCGGCGCCAAAUGCUUACGAGCUUCCCGAUGUAAUCAAGGCGAAUACGGCGCAGCGAUCUUUCAGAGGCGUUCCUCUGCACGGUGCUCCUUUUAAUGUGGAAGCUGAGAGGUUUGAUAAUCCACCAGACGACACUCCAGGACCAGAUACUUACAGUAUUCAGCAGAAGUGGGGUGCUACUCCAUCUAAAGCACCAUUCAAUAGCACUGCGAUUCGGUUUAAGACGAAAUUCGAAGGCUCACCAGCUCCAAACAGCUAUGAGCCAUCAAACAGCUUCAUCGACGAAAUGAAAAGACGUAACGGCCAGAAAUUACUGCUGAAACAGAGCGUACCUUUUGGAAGUACAGCCAGACGAAUUACAACUGUCCUACCUGAACAGCUUGGGGGCUCUAAAUUAACGCCGAAAGAGACUGAAGGUGUCCCAAAUGCCGCGCAGAAUCAAGAUGCAUUCGAUCGAGAACCUAAAAGAGAUUGGGCUAAAGUUCCGAAUCUCGGUGUUGGGUCAAGGGUCUACAAUCUUGUUCAGUCUGAUGUUCCCGGACCAGGAACAUACGAAUUGGCAGAAUCUUUCGAUGUUACGCAGUCCAAGUGUUGUCGCAGAUCACCCUUGACAUUGGAAGGGAAGGAGCGUCAAGGGAUGUUCCUGUCUACUGCUGAUCGUUUUGAUAAACAGUCAUUUUUCGCACCGAAAGACCCGUCUAUGCCUGGCCCGGCGGACUUUUGUUUACCGAGUUCAUUGAAUGAAAACACGGGCAAGUUUGUGUACCGGGCGGAAAGGUUUAAAGAAAAAGCGACCACUCCUAUGCCCGGACCUGCUGAUUACGGUAUUGCUCCGGCUGUGGAAAGUUGUCUUCGCUUGGAUACGUUUAACGUCACUCUACCUGGGAAAGUUGCGGUAGCACCACAAGCUUUGCGCCGCUCGUUUCCUUCAGUACAUAUGGACACAGGUUUACCGGGGUCACCAGGGAAAUUACGCUCACUUGAAAUCCUCCGAUCUUCCUAACCAAACGAAGCAAAUAAGAAAAAUGAGUGAAUGGAGAUCUUCAACUCCAGGGGAUUUUGUUUGGAACACUACUGUGAAGCAGAAUGUUCGGAUGUUUUAUCGCUAAUCUGCUAGCAUAAGGCUAGCAAUCUUCCUGUCACAUGCUGAUCACUAACACUUAUUUAGCUGUGACUUCAGGAAUACUCUUGAUGGCAAUCGCACUUCGAAACUGUUUCAAACACACCUGUAACUUUUACAGCCCUGAUAACAGUUUCCAUACUUCGACACAGGAACGAGUACAAACGCCCAGGCUUUUUAUUUCACCGUUGAUCUUGAGAAACGACUGCAAGACGGCCCGAACAAAC
Molecule: messenger RNA, 2182 nt
Organism: Opisthorchis viverrini
Lineage: Eukaryota; Metazoa; Platyhelminthes; Trematoda; Opisthorchiida; Opisthorchiidae
Exons: 11
Coding region: 24-1838 (604 amino acids)
Source: RefSeq, a predicted model, not a curated record